Salvia splendens (bonfire salvia) is the source of this 753-nucleotide messenger RNA. RefSeq lists its product as uncharacterized. The coding region runs from base 1 to 753 and encodes 250 amino acids. Lineage: Eukaryota; Viridiplantae; Streptophyta; Magnoliopsida; Lamiales; Lamiaceae. The transcript is spliced from 3 exons. The record is from RefSeq and is a predicted model, not a curated record.
AUGGGUAAAUCCAUACAGGCUGCUCCGUUUUCUAGUGUACAACAACCGGAGGCCGUCUCGGAACCCGUCGCCGAACCUGAAGCCGUUCAAGAAGCCAUCGCCCAGGAACCCACUGCCGUACCAGAGGAGACAGUUGUUCCGGAGACCACCACACAACCAGAGGACAUUCAAGAAGCCACGACCACUAGCCCGGAACCAACCACCGCAGGGAAUCGUGAAGACAACUCAGAUUUGGUCACAGGGUUGGAACUGUUGGCUAUGUGCGAACCAAGGGUAGACUCUGCAACUGAGGGGGAAACCCCUGUUUCGGUUAGUGUUUCUGAGGGGGUGAAGCCCGUACUUGCUAGUGAGGAAUGUGUUGAGAGAGAUGUUCUGGAACCAUCUGGGGAAGUCAAAGAUUUUGUUGCUGACGUUAGUAUUUCUGAGGGGGAAACCCCUGUUUUGGAAAAAGCUGUGGGGGGGGAGGCCCCUAUAGUUGGUGAAGAUGGGGGCGACGAGGCCCUAAUUUCUGAACAAAAUGUGGAGGGGGAUACCCCUGAGAAACCGGAGGGAGAAGCCCUCGAUUCUGAAAUUAGCCAGGAACCAGCUGACGACGGGGUGAAGUUGAUUGUGGAUCUGACCGAGAUCCCACAGGAUACCGACUCGCCAGUCAACCCCAGAGAUGCUAGGAGGCGGGCUCGCCGGAGCCUCAUUGAUGAGAUUGUUGAGACAGUGGAGCCGACUGAGGAAGAAUCGCUGGGGCUACGAGGGUAA